AUGGAAAAGUGGCUGGUAAAGCGCGGAGACGUGGUUUUCGGAAUUUUGAGUCGUCGUAUCGUAUUGCCCGUGCGGAAUUACAUUCCCGCCAUCUACCACCAGAAGAUCAUCGGACCCCGCGGAGCCACCGUCAACCAGAUCCGCCAGAAGCACGACGUCCAGAUUUCGCUGCCACGCGGCGAGGACCGUUCGGACAAGAUCACCAUCCAGGGAUAUGAAGCCAACGCGCGUGCCUGCGCCGAAGAAAUCGAGGAGAUGCUCGCCGCCCUCAAGUCGAUGGUCACUCAAGAAAUCUCGCUCGAUGCCCGCUUCCACCCGCGUCUCAUCGGCCAACGCGGCAAGAACCUGAAGCGCGUCAUGGACGAAUUCGGCGUCGAAAUCACGCUGUCCCGCGAUGACGCCGACCCGAACAAGGUCGUGGUGGCCGGAAAGAACGAGGACUCCGUCUGGGACUGCAUCGACUACCUGCGCCAAGAGGAGGAAGACUAUCUCGCCGAGCACCAGGACCGCAGCCAGUACAUGUCGCAGCGUGCCCCGGUGGCCGAGCAGAAACCCAAGCAGCAAUCCGUCCAAGUCAAGAACGCCCCAUGGCAGCUGUCGGACGGCGACUUCCCGGAGAUGGGCGGCGCCCCCGCCAUGUCCGGCACGACCGGCGUCUGGGGAUCCGGUCGUCGCUUU
Mesorhabditis spiculigera is the source of this 678-nucleotide messenger RNA. Lineage: Eukaryota; Metazoa; Nematoda; Chromadorea; Rhabditida; Rhabditidae. The record is from the annotation of a GenBank genome assembly.